UUUCUGUCUUGACGAAUAUUCGUGAUCGAAGCGUUGUAGUAAUUGCAGUACCCCUCAACACUACAACAAAUACGUAUUGCCAUUUUCGUACCGACAAUUCGAUCGACAAUGGCGACUCCAAGCGAUUCGGGCAUGUUGAUGUCCGACGCACCUUCGAGAGGUGCUACCACUCCUAGAGCCAGGCCGUUUAACAGAGGCUCUUCAGCACGACCACGAGGUCCUCCCUCCGAAAGUCUAGCCGCGCCUAGCGACGACGAGGCCGAUGGCUUCGCAGAUGACCAGAUCCCCAGUCGCACACGCCGGAGAGACCCUGCUACUAUCCCGCGAGUAGAAGAUAGGAUCGGUAUCACCGUUCAGGAACACUUUGAAAACUUUAUUGAAGAAUUCAUCGAAGACCCUGCUUCGUCCGGUGCGCCCACGUCGAGUGCUGUUACUACGAACAAGUUCUACGUAGCUCAAAUCCAUGGCAUGCGUAUCUACCAAUUAUCGACCUUUUACGUCAACUAUAAUCAUAUUGCCAGUUACCAAAAUGGCGGUCUAGCCAAUGCCAUUAACACACAAUACUAUCGAUUCCUCCCCUUCCUUACUAAUGCCCUUCACAACAUGAUCGCCAAAUAUGAGCCACAGUAUUUCCGCGAUCAUCGACAGGCCACUACUUCUAGUAACCAAACAACCUCUGGCGCAAGUAAUAUUGGCUCGGGAAGUCAAUCCGAGCAGGGCAACAAGACGGCAAACCAACAGACGGAUAAGCUAUUCGCCAUCGCCUUCUACAACCUCCCUCUAGUCUCUCGAGUUCGUGCCUUGCGUGCCAAGAAUAUCGGCCAGCUACUUUCCAUAUCAGGAACCGUGACACGUACCUCUGAAGUACGACCCGAACUCUCUCUAGCGACCUUUCUCUGCGAGAAUUGUCGUUCCGUCAUCCCAAAUGUCGAGCAAACGUUUCGGUAUACGGAACCUACGCAAUGUCCCAAUGCGGAGUGUGGAAACCGCCUAGCAUGGCAGUUAGAUAUCAGACAAAGUACCUUUGUCGACUGGCAGAAGGUCCGCAUCCAGGAGAACAGCUCGGAAAUCCCUACAGGUAGUAUGCCGCGAACGAUGGAUGUCAUCCUACGGGGUGAAAUGGUAGACCGCGCAAAGGCAGGCGAGAAGUGCAUCUUCACAGGCGCAUUGAUCGUGGUACCUGACGUGAGCCAGCUAGGCCUUCCCGGAGUCAGACCUACGGCGAUCCGAGAUGAUCGGAAUACACCGCGUGGCAACGACGUUGGUGGCAGUGGAGUCUCGGGCUUGAAGUCUCUAGGUGUUCGCGAUCUAACGUACCGAUUAGCUUUCUUAGCUAAUAUGGUUACCCCUGACUCGUCUACGCCCGGCCAAUCUGCUUCGCGCCAAGUCCACGAUAUCAUCAACUCCCUAACCCAAACAUCGGCUGACACAGCUGAAACUUCUGAAGAAGCUCAGACAGCCAUUCUCAAUUCUAUGACGCCCAGUGAAAUCGAUGAGCUCCGUGAGAUGGUCCACAGCGACCACAUCUACGCACGUUUAGUCCAGUCUCUUGCGCCCACGGUGUACGGCCACGAGAUUGUCAAGAAAGGUCUCCUUCUGCAGUUGAUGUCCGGUGUCCAUAAAACGACUGCCGAAGGCAUGGCCCUUCGUGGUGACAUCAACAUCUGCAUCGUCGGCGACCCGUCUACCUCCAAAUCCCAGUUCUCGAAAUACGUCUGCUCCUUUGCUCCCCGCGCAGUUUACACAUCCGGUAAAGCCUCUUCAGCUGCUGGUCUCACAGCCGCCGUCGUCAAAGAUGAAGAGACGGGUGAGUUCACUAUCGAAGCCGGUGCGCUCAUGUUGGCCGACAACGGCAUCUGCUGUAUCGACGAGUUCGACAAGAUGGACAUUGCGGACCAAGUCGCCAUCCACGAAGCCAUGGAACAACAGACGAUCUCUAUCGCCAAGGCCGGUAUCCAAGCCACGCUCAACGCGCGCACUUCUAUUCUCGCAGCCGCAAACCCGGUUGGGGGGCGGUAUAACCGAAAGGCGACGCUGAGGACCAAUAUUAACAUGUCGGCGCCUAUCAUGUCGCGUUUCGACCUGUUCUUCGUGAUUUUGGACGAGUGCAACGAAUCCGUCGACCGCCAUUUAGCCGAACAUAUUGUCGGGAUCCACGCGCUGCGCGACAGCGCCAUCGAGCCCGAGUUCAGCACCGAGUGCCUGCAACGGUACAUCCGAUUUGCGCGGACCUUCCGGCCGGAGUUCUCGGACGAGGCCAAGGAGCGCCUGGUCGAGAAGUACAAGGAGCUGCGCGCGGACGACGCGCAGGGCGGCAUCGGCAAGAACAGCUACCGCAUCACGGUCCGACAGCUCGAGAGUCUGAUCCGACUAAGCGAGGCCAUCGCCAAAGCGAACUGUGUCGAGGAGAUCACCACCGAGUUCGUGGACGAGGCGUUCAACUUGCUCCGGCAGAGCAUCAUCUCGGUCGAACACGACGACGUCGAGAUGGACGACGACGAGUUCGGUGAUAAUCCCGAGGACGCGGCGGCGCUGCUCGCUGCGGCGGAUAGGGCGGCUUCCGGGGCCAGGGAUGAGGAGGGCGACGAACAGAUAGGCGAUGGUGAGGACGAUGAUGGUGCGGAUGCGCCGGCUAGCGGACAGGCUAGCAGGGAGCCGAGCGCGGCGGCGCCACCGCCCAAGAAGAAGACGGCGAUUACGUACGAGAAGUACAUUUCCAUGGUGAAUCUGCUAGUGUCGAGAGUGAAGGAAGACGAAUCGGAGGGCGAGGCGGAGGGGGUUGAUGGUGACGCGUUAGUGGAGUGGUAUCUGGAGCAGAAGGAGGAGGAGCUCGAGGGCGAGGAGGAUUACCAUCGGGAGAUGGGCGUUGCGAAGAUGGUGCUGAAGAAGAUGGUCAAGGACAACAUCCUCAUGGCUGUGCACGAAGGACUUGCUCAAGAGGGCAACCAGGCGCCGGCUGGAGAGUCGGCCUCCCAGAAGGUCCUCUAUGUGAUACAUCCUAAUUGCGCGAUUGAGGAGUACUGAGUUACUAAGUGAACGGGAUACGACCAUGACCAUGAACACGAGACUUGUCCUGACGCUGGACGGCGUUAGGAGAAGGGGAGAUGACGAGAUGAAUACAGGCGCCGAAUUACCUAGGUAAUAUAAACUCAUCUUGUACGUGUGUGGAUGGAGCUGUUUAUAUCACUUGCUGGUUGGUUAACAGAGGGGGAUGACGAAAUGACCUGAGAGCUUCUAAGGAUCAUAAGGUGUUGUCUGCUAUGGUCUACGAACGACGAAUGGAGAUAAUGAAUAAAGUAACUACGGAAUACUACUGAGAAAGCGAAGCUAAGGCGCCCGGAGUCUAGAGUUAGGGAAUGAGAUAUCAGCACGUUUAGGUAAAUGAGCUUAAUAUGAGAUGAGAUGAGAUCAGAUCAGAUCAGAUGAUGUCCGUACUAUCUAGAAUGUGUUAUGAGUAAGAGCACUGGUUAGAUGGUAGAGCUUUAUAGGAGGGGUUAUGUAGUUGUGAAUACAGCCCCUGGCUUAGGUUGAGCAGUUUGAAUUGAUGUUCGGACAUACCUGAACGUUUGUCUCUGGUUCUGUUAGUAUUGAAUAAAUAGUAUUGCUC
This is a messenger RNA of Annulohypoxylon truncatum, 3607 nucleotides long. RefSeq names its product MCM-domain-containing protein. The transcript has 3 exons. Gene Ontology annotation, biological process: mitotic DNA replication; double-strand break repair via break-induced replication; DNA replication initiation. Gene Ontology annotation, cellular component: MCM complex; nucleus. Gene Ontology annotation, molecular function: single-stranded 3'-5' DNA helicase activity; ATP binding; single-stranded DNA binding. Bases 109 to 3024 code for a protein of 971 amino acids. The record is from RefSeq and is a predicted model, not a curated record. Lineage: Eukaryota; Fungi; Ascomycota; Sordariomycetes; Xylariales; Hypoxylaceae.